Messenger RNA from Paramecium octaurelia, 386 nucleotides. Lineage: Eukaryota; Ciliophora; Oligohymenophorea; Peniculida; Parameciidae. The record is from the annotation of a GenBank genome assembly.
AUGAGACUUUUGGUCAUCAUCCUCAUUGUAACACUCAUCAGUACAACAUAAGCUGAUGCCAAUUGUGUUUAAGCGUUCUGCGCAACUGAAAUUAAAUAAUGUAAGGAAGAUUCUACUUGUCAGCAACAUCUCGCUGAUUGUGCGAAUGACUUCAGAAAGAGUGUUAAAAAGGCUUAAGAUUCAAAAACAUAUUAAGGAACUGAACAUGCAUAUGAUGAUGUAAUAAGAUUAAAAUCAUUGUUUUAGUUCAAUAAUUGUAUGCGAACUCACUAAGUUGCAAGAGCCAUUAACGAGUGCUAAGUAAGGCAUUGUCUAAAAAAUAAUUUGAUUGGCAUUGACAUCAAUAUAGGAAAUUUGGAGAACAUUAUAGCAUGAUUAGAAUAACA